Opisthorchis viverrini is the source of this 1272-nucleotide messenger RNA. RefSeq lists its product as hypothetical. The transcript is spliced from 8 exons. NCBI's taxonomy places the organism in Eukaryota, Metazoa, Platyhelminthes, Trematoda, Opisthorchiida, Opisthorchiidae. The annotation marks the transcript as partial. The record is from RefSeq and is a predicted model, not a curated record.
UGGGCAGGGAAGGGCCGUAGUGCUACCACAAUCAGUUUGUGGUGCCCACACCUCCAGGCACUCAUUCAGGCAAUUUGGAUAGAAAUUGACAAAAAAACGCCACAUCUUACAAGCUUUCCAACCAGGGUCAGUGGGGAUGGGUUUGGGCAACCUAGCAGUAUCCUAGCCCUCGUGCAACCUUCAGGUGGCAUGGCAUUUAUGCACCGAAAGGCACCCUUUCGGUGCCUAGAUGUCAUGCCACACGAAGGAGGCACGAGGGUUAGAAUUCUGCCAUGUUGUCCAAGCCUAGACAGGGGAAGUCGAGAGGCAGAGGCUGGUUUCGAACCACGGACCUGCCGGUCAGUAAAUUCGCGUUGUACCAACUUGGUCCAUCUCGCCUGGAAUGAACCGUACUACAUGUGCCUCAGUGCACGAGCCUCCCUAGAAGAAUUAAAUAGAAACCACAUGUUCCGUGUCAGCAGACCAUCAGCUAAGCUAGGUGAAUCGUUCAGCUGUACCACCCUUUCGGCGCCUAGAUGCCAUGCCACACGGAAGUACGAGGGCUGGGAUACUACCAGGUUGCCCAAACCUAGACAGGGGAAGUCGAGAGGCAGAGGUCAGGUUCGAACCACGGAGCUUCCGGUGAAGAUGGCCGACAUUCGGUGCAGAAACGCACAUCAAGAUUUAGAGCGAGGGAACGCGAGCGAAACGAGGCAAACAUGGACAACUGCCACGCCACCCGAAGGAAGCACGAGGGCUGGGAUACUGCCAGUUCGCCCAGGCCUAGACAUGGGGAGUCGAGAGGUGGAAGUCGGAUUCGAACCACGAACCUUCUUUCAUAAACUGCUGUGGUAUGCGUGCUGGGCUUACUAUCUAUUGAAGUGCGCUGUCUCUCCGAAAGGAGGUUUUGAGACCCAAGUACGGUUUAUGCUCGCUUCGGGUUGCGAACCUCUGGCGAUCCAGAAGACGCUGCAGCUGGUUCCAUCGCGUCUGUGCGGUUUAUUUGGCAAUGUCUGUGAGAGUUAUGUGCACGCGUCGAUAAUCACAGGCUGUUCAUUGUAUCUGCUUAUGCCUCAACAGACUGUAGCUCUGGCACACUCAGAGACGGUUUUUACGGUGCUUUUGACGCCUUGUUGCGGCAGGUUAAGAGCUCAAAUAUUGUUGCGGUUGCCGGAUAUGAAUGCACAAAUGAGCAGAGAGAGUUCAUGGCGAGCUACUCAAAGGCAGGUGUCUAAGCAGGUGUCUAACAAGGUUGCCUACUCUUUUUUCGUUUUUUUUUACUUUCGUCAUUAA